AUGGCUUGUACUAACACCCAGGUGCGAGACACGCUCUUGGAGAUGCAGAAAGAUGGUAUGAGAUUUGACAAGGAUAACGAACGCACUAUAUGGCAUGCACUGUUCCUACGUGGCAUUUUCCAGAUGGCAAUUCCGGAGCAAUACUGGGUCAUUGAUCGCUAG
This is a messenger RNA of Letharia columbiana, 162 nucleotides long. RefSeq lists its product as uncharacterized. Lineage: Eukaryota; Fungi; Ascomycota; Lecanoromycetes; Lecanorales; Parmeliaceae. The record is from RefSeq and is a predicted model, not a curated record. The coding region runs from base 1 to 162 and encodes 53 amino acids. The transcript has a single exon.